UUGGUGAGCGAGAAAAACGAUUAAACCACUCGAAGAUUUGUAAAAGAGAGAAUCUUUUACUUUCGAAGUUCGAACCAUCGGUGUUUAUUGGAUUCUGUGUUUUUAUGGUCACAUUUGUUGUAUUCUCUUCCCUUUAUUUGUCUUCCUGUAAAUCUCAUGUUGUGGUCAAAGAUUCAACGGGAGUGAUCGAUGGAUUCAAGAAAAAGGCCGAAAUGGCUGGAAUGGUUUCUGGAGCUUCGGUUGGUUUUGGCAAAGCGAUUCUAAAGAGUAAAAUCCAAGAACCUGUGGUGAAAGAGAUCUACACCCAAGUGAAGCCAAAAAAGCCCGUUCUUAAGGUGAAAUGGGUCGAGGAAGUGAGACCAGUACUGGUUCGAGUGAACGAAGAGCCAAAAACUGUUUACAAGAAGAAAAUCAUUAAAUCGACCAAGAAAACGAGCAUUUUCAAGGCUGGUGUUUUGCCUUAUGUCAAAGGCUUUUUCAAAGGAAAAUGGGCUGCGAAAAGUGUAUCUAAAGUAUUGAAACAUUAAAUUAACAGCGACAAAAAUUAACUGAUUGUUUCUCUGUCCAACCAAUUCCAAUUCCAAUUCCAAUUCCAAUGCUCAAUAUGUUUUUAUAAGAAUAAUUUUCUUUUCUUCAUAAAUCUCUAGAAAUCGAUCCUUUUAUAACUUGUAUUAAAUCAUUCGAUCAUUUUGAAAAUAAAAU
This is a messenger RNA of Panonychus citri (citrus red mite), 702 nucleotides long. RefSeq lists its product as uncharacterized. Lineage: Eukaryota; Metazoa; Arthropoda; Arachnida; Trombidiformes; Tetranychidae. The coding region runs from base 105 to 527 and encodes 140 amino acids. The transcript is spliced from 2 exons. The record is from RefSeq and is a predicted model, not a curated record.